This is a messenger RNA of Lingula anatina, 2057 nucleotides long. RefSeq lists its product as uncharacterized. Gene Ontology annotation, biological process: protein polyubiquitination; positive regulation of proteasomal ubiquitin-dependent protein catabolic process; serotonin metabolic process. NCBI's taxonomy places the organism in Eukaryota, Metazoa, Brachiopoda, Lingulata, Lingulida, Lingulidae. Gene Ontology annotation, cellular component: endoplasmic reticulum membrane. The record is from RefSeq and is a predicted model, not a curated record. Gene Ontology annotation, molecular function: ubiquitin conjugating enzyme binding; ubiquitin protein ligase activity.
UUAAUUCAGUGCAGAACAAGGUCAAGGUCAUAAAAAGUUGCCAACCUCUGCAAAGGCACACGUUUGUCAUACUUUUGGACAUUGCCCGAAUAAACGAAAGACAAUGUAAUGUGAGAUAGCUUGAAAGGUAGCUAGUAACAUGACCGAAGAAAAGUACAAGUGCCGUAUGUGCAGACAUACCCUUACUUCGAGUAGAGACAUAUCAGAUUUGGACUGCAACACUUCCUCAUCUUUGAUAUGGUUAAGAGAGAUGGACAGUUUGGAAGGCCCCCAAUGGAUUUUGGAUCAACUCUUGAAGGGAGGCUGGACAAAAGGGAAGCUAACCUGCCCAAAAUGUGGUGGAAAAGUAGGUGGCUUUGAUUUCAUCAGUCCAAGUAGAUGUAGCUGUGGUUUGCAUAUGAACCCCUUCAUAUAUCUAACAGCUAACAGAGUGGACAGAGAUAGACCUGUCUCAGUGCCACAGUCCACCCCCAGUGCUGCCCCUCUAGCACAGAGGCCAGUUAUUACAAGGGAGGAAAGUGGUGGCAUUGUACAUUUAGAUGGUGGAAGUGAGAAUCUUGCAAUUGUAUCAGCAGCCAGUGAUGACAUUGACCAUUUACUACAAAGUGAUUUAAUACAGGCAUCUAGUGAUGGUGGUAAUACCUCUUUAAGGUAUAGGAAUAGAGAAAGAACUGAACAUUCUGUUAGUGAAAGAAAUGCAGACGCAUUCAACCAGCAAGGUGUUUCAGUGGAGGCAAAUGGUGCAUCCCAGUCAGGUGAUGAUUCCCAUAGGUUGCAUGGUGCACAGGAGGGAGCUGUGACUAACUCUGACACUUUAUUGCAUUCAAGUGACUCUGAACUUAGCGAUUCUUCUGUGAGCUCAUGGAUACUUGAAACUAGUAGUUCACCAACUUCACAGUCUGAGCCAGAUGAAACGUGGACAAAUAGUGACAAUUUACAUUCAAGCCAAAAUAAUUUUACUCUGCUGGUACAGAGCGGAAAAGAAAGUGACAAUGAUUGCAGUGACAGUGUUGAUGAGAAAAAUAAUGAGCUAGGAGAUCUUGAGUUGAUCAAACAAAUGGAGGGCUUGACAUGUUCCAUAUGCCUGGACCUGUACUACAGGCCACACUCAUGUUACCCUUGUCGCCAUGUUUUCUGCGAGAGCUGUCUGCGUCAGAUCGCCAACUCCAGUUCCACAGACACUGUGUGCCCAUUGUGUAGAACUGAAAUCAAGAAAUGCAUUUUACAUGAAGAUCUAGAGAGACAAAUCAAAACCACUUUCCCAGAGGACUAUAAGUGUCGACUAAAAGAAGGCAGGAAACUGAGACUUAAACACAUGCCCCUUCCUCGUAGAAGAUGGAACCCGGGGCUUGACCUGGAGUACCAGCAGCAGCUGAGCUGGAACAGUUAUAAAACUGAGCUAGCUGUGGUGUUCAUGUUGUUCUUUGUGGUGGCAAUAUUGGCUCUGUCAUCGUUUCCCAUGGUGAUGGUGUUACAUGGAGGGGAGCCUUGACAACGAUUGACUUACAUGUAUGUGAAUAUUUACACCAGGCAAAGUAUAGUUGUGUUGAAUGUAAACUUUACUAGAUUAAUCAUAGAGAAAGUAAGAAAUCGAUAAUAUGAGGUCAUUGACAACGUAAGACAGUAAGAAAUUGAUAUUUUUUACUUGAAAGUGCUCAGCUUCAUCAGGUGAAAAAUCUUUUUUCAGUUAGCACUAUGUGGUUAUGAAGUUGGAGCUUGUGGCAUCUGAUAAAUGCACCUUUGUGAUACUUGUCAACUUCAAACGUUGUGCAAUAAAACUGAAAAACUGAGGAUACACAUAAGAGUGAUUGUGUUUAUUCUGGUAAAUUAUUUGAAAUAAAACUUGGGGGAAAAAUCAUGAGUCAAAUUGUAAUAUAGUAAGCCAGGUUUCAGUAUUUUUGCUGUGAAUGAUAUAACAAAAAGCACUUAAAACUUAAGUGGUUAGUCAGUUCCCCAAAAAUGGACAAAUUCAUCCCAGUUGAGUUUUUUGUCUCCAUCCUUGUCAUUUUCAAGUACCAUUUUCUCUAUUUCAUCAUCUGCGAUGUCAAAUUGUCUCA